Pseudozyma hubeiensis SY62 is the source of this 240-nucleotide messenger RNA. RefSeq lists its product as hypothetical. The record is from RefSeq and is a predicted model, not a curated record. NCBI's taxonomy places the organism in Eukaryota, Fungi, Basidiomycota, Ustilaginomycetes, Ustilaginales, Ustilaginaceae. The transcript has a single exon. The coding region runs from base 1 to 240 and encodes 79 amino acids.
AUGCGACGAGUGCAAGACCUCCACCGGCCACAGCGCCGCCGGCAGCAGCUGCAGCAGCAGGCUCGUCGACGUCGAGAUUUGCUCCUGUCACAGCGAGUGGCAGCAAUGGGAGACCGACAGCAGCACCGACGAUGGGUUCGCCGAACGUGGCGGCGAGACCACCGGCUGGAGGAAGCAGCGCGAUUCAAGCGCAACUCGAAGCUGCACGUGCCAGGGUACAAGCUCAAAUGGCUGCCCUGA